This is a messenger RNA of Selaginella moellendorffii, 1638 nucleotides long. RefSeq names its product cycloeucalenol cycloisomerase-like. The coding region runs from base 534 to 1451 and encodes 305 amino acids. Lineage: Eukaryota; Viridiplantae; Streptophyta; Lycopodiopsida; Selaginellales; Selaginellaceae. The record is from RefSeq and is a predicted model, not a curated record. The transcript has 8 exons. Gene Ontology annotation, molecular function: cycloeucalenol cycloisomerase activity.
GUGUCUCCAGGCGAUGAAGGAGGAUGGAAUGGGGCCAUCGCCGACGGCUUACUCGGCUCUGGCGAACGCCUACGCGCAGCUGGGGAUGUGUGAGCAGACGCUUCAUGUCCUCCAGACGAUGGAGAAAGAGAACAUCGAGAUCAACCUGGCGAUGCUCAACUUGCUCAUCAACGCCUUCAGCAUGGCCGGGAGAAGCCAGGAGGCGUUCGCGGUGUUUGAGUACAUCAAGGAGGCUGGAUUGACGGCGGACAAGAUCACUUACACGACGCUCAUGAAGGCUUUGAUCCGAGCCGAGAAGCUGGACGAGGUCUCGGGUGUGUUUGACGAGAUGAUCAAGGCUGGGUGUAGGCCGGAUGGGAAAGCUAAAGACAUGCUUCGCAGUGCUUUUCGAUUCAAAGAACGCGAGUUGUCACCGAAAGAUAAGAGCUUCGCGGAGGAGUACUUGGCCAAAUGAGAAGAAGAAGAAGAAGCUACUCGCUGGAAUCGAACCUCGUCAGGCUUAAACCCCUGAUAUUCUAAAUUUUUAGGGCGGGAUGGGAGCGCUCAAGCAGCGGAGGAAGAGCGAUGGCGCUCCCGAUGGCGCCGCUGCUCCUGUGCGAGGAUUGGAUAGGAAAUCCAGCGGGAGCCUGUGGCUGGCGCCUUGUCCCAGCAAGCGAUGGGGCGAGCUCUUCUUUCUGGCGUAUAGUCCCGUUUGGAUCGUGCUGUGUCUCGGAAUCAUAGUGCCGCUCAGGAUCUACGAGCAUUUUAAGGAGCUCGAGUAUUUUCUGCUGGGAUUGGUGGUGGCACUGCCGUGUUUUGUCGUUCCAGUGUUUCUCGUUGGAAAGGAAGACAAGAAGCUGCGUUGGUAUGAUCGCUACUGGAUAAAGGCGAACUUGUGGGUUGCGAUUUUCGGAUACGUUGGAAACUACUUCUGGACGCAUUACUUCUACACUGUUCUUGGUGCAACUUACACGUUCCCGUCCUGGAGGUUAAAUCAUGUGCCGCUUGUGACAUUCUUCCUUACGCAUGCUUACUUCCUCUUUUAUCAUAUGGUGUCCGACUUCACGCUGAGGCGACUCCGCCACGCUCUCAAAGGAUCAAACCGAGUUUUUAGCUGGGGAUGUCAAGCGCUGUGGAUCUUCGGUUUGUCCUACCUUACGGCGAUCAUGGAAGCUGUGACAAUCUCCAACUUUCCUUACUACGACAUGGUGGACAGAGACGCAUUCUACAGAAUUGGAUCGCUAUUCUACGCCAUAUACUUUUUUGUGAGCUUCCCCAUGUUUAUCAGGCUAGAUGAAAAUCCUCGCUCUCGAUGGACGCUGUCGCAAACUGCCAUUGAUUCCUUGGCUGCGGCGAUGAUCGUGACGAUCUUGCUAGAUCUGUGGAGAAUUGGUCUGGGUCCUAUCGUGAAGUUACCAGGAGCAGCGUCUUAUGAAUCGUGUGUUUCCUAUGGUAUUCCCUGGCUCGCGUGAACAUUGCAGAAGGACAAAUCAUAAGUGGAAACUCCAUUCUGUUGUGGUAUCCUUGGGUGCCUGUAGGUCCAGAUCCUGUGCCUGAAAAUCAUGUCAAUGGGUGAAAAAACCAUCGGUUACUGUUAGUAUUGCACUGCCAGAUGGCAUCAAUUUGCUCCACAUUACCAAAUUCAACAUUUUUGUGUUC